UCAGUUCCCUAGAGACAAGCCGAGAGAAACAGACUUUCCCAGGGAGAGACUCUUUCUCCAACCUGGACAUGCUGCUGCUGCUGUUUCCCUUGCUCUGGGGGAUGGAGGGGACUGAAGGUCAGUCGUGUAACCCUUGGAGGGACUACAGGCUGCAAGUGAAGGGGCCGGUGAGGGUGCAGGAGGGUCUGUGUAUCCUUGUGCCCUGUACUGUCUUCUACUCCCACAAACACUGGACUGACUCUGACCCAGCUUACGGCUACCGGUUCCAGGAAGGAGACGAUGUAAACAAGGAUGCUCCAGUGGCCACAAACAAACAAGGCAAAAAGGUCCAGGAGGAGACCCAGGGAUGAUUCUUCCUCCUUGGAGACCCUGGGACCUGCAACUGCUCCCUGGACAUCAGAGACACCAGGAUGCAGGACUCAGGGUUGUACUUUUUUUUGGGUUGAGAGAGGAAAUAUGAAAUUCACUUAUAAAUCAAACCAGCUCUCUGUGCAUGUGACAGGUAAGGAACAGGUUCCAAGAGAGACCACAGAAGAUGGUCAUAGGACCCCCUACCCCUCAUGCUGAGAGGCGAUUGGGGUGAAGUGUGCCGGGUUCUGGGAGAGGAGCUGGGCAGAGCUCAUGGACAUAACUUGGAAUCCAUCCCUCUUGACCCUGCGUCCCCCCUCCCCCACCAGCCUUGACUCAGACCCUUAACAUCCAGAUCCUGGGGAUCCUGGGGGCCAGCCACCCCAAGAACCUGACCUGCACUGCGCCAUGGGCUUGUAAGCGGGGAACUUCCCCAUCUUUUCCUGGACAGGAACCUCCAUCUGCACCAGCAGCCUCGUGAUCCCCAACUCUCCUGUGCUCACCCUCACCCCAUGGCCCCAGGACCACCAACCUCACCUGCCAGCUGACCUUCCCUGGAGCAGGUGUGACCACAGAGAGGACUGUCCAGCUCAGCGUGUCCUACUCUCCACUGAACAUGACCAUAAAGGUUUUCCGAGGAAAUGGCACAGGUAGGAAGCACCUCUCCUCUCUGGGGCUGUUGGGAGCAGGGACUGGGCCAGGAUCUCCCACAUACUCCUGUACUUAACCUGGUGACAAGAGGCCCCCUUAUCCUGGAGUUCCUUUCUAAACCCUAUAACAGAACUUUGAGGCCCCAUAUCAUCCAACUCCUGGUGACUCCUCUAGCCUUGUCCUUUUAUUUUCCCUAAUAGUGUUUAUGUAAGUCCUUUUGGAGAGGUGAUACAUUCUCAUUGCUGAAAUUCAAAAUGCACAGCAAAGUCUCCCCCCAGAUGCCACUUUUCCUCCACCUAAUGUGUCUAAGAGGUCAUUCAAUGUCAGCGGUAGAGGCUGUCUCUUUCCUGUCUCUCGUUGUGCAGUAUCCGCUGUAUGGGUGGACUCUGGCUCCAUGCGCAUCCUUUAUUAAUGGGAAAGGAUAUCAUUAAGUUUUCCACUUAAAAAAAAUGAAUGCAACGAAUAAUCUUGUAUCUUUUAUCUAACUGUAUCUACUUUUACAAGUGCAUCUUGUCUGUGAAACAAACACUUAAAAGCAAAGUGACUGGAUUGUAUGUUCUUUCUAAUUUUGAGAGACAGCCAAACUGGAGUCUCUGGGUGGUACAAACGGUUAAGUGCUCAACUACUAACCAAAAUGUUGGUGGUUCAAACUCACUUAAAUGUGCUUUGGAAAUAAAGGACUAGCAAUCUGGUUCUAGCCUUGAAAAUCCUAUGGAGCAGUCUUACUUUGCAUAUAUGGGGUCUCCAUGAUUCAGAAUCGACCCAAAAGCAACUAGAAAAAAAAUGACCAAAUUGUUCUCCAUUGAAGCUGAUCAAGUUUAAAUUCCCAGUGAAAGUGUUUGUUUCUUCCCAGCCCCACCAACCCAGCGGGCGGUGGAACCUUGGGAUAUUUAUCAGUUUUAUGUCCAAAAUCCUUGGGUCAGUUGGUUGGGGGAGAGAUUCAGGCAGGAUGCCUAUUUACAGUCUUGAGGAAAAACCUCUAUCCCUCUGGAAACCUCAGAUUUUUGCUUUUAAGACCAUCAACUGACUGCAUCAGACCCACCCACAUGUGCUUUACUUUAGAUCAACUGGCUUAAAUGCUAAUCACAUAUAAAUAUCUUCAUAGUAGAAUUUAGGCCAGUGUUUGGCCAAACAAAUGGGCACCAUAGCCUAGCCAAGGAGACACAUAAAGUUAAUAUCUCAGCUGCCUCUCAGGGCCCUUCUCGCAGAGUCUCUGCUCUCUCAGUCUAGGUCUCUGAGUGUGUCUGUUUCCCUCAUCCUGUCUCUUUCUGUACCCUUCCUCAUUCUCUGGGUCUCUUUUUUCUCUCUGACUCUCAGAAUCUCUGUCUCUCUCUUUCUAGACUCCACCAUCACAGAGAACGGUUUAUCACCGCAUGUCCAGGAGGGCCAGUAACUGUGUCUGGUCUGUGUCACCAGCAGCAACCCCCCUAGCAGGCUUAGCUGGGCCUGGGGGAGCCUAACCCUGAGCUCUCCCCAGCCCUUGAACCCUGGGGUCCUGGAGCUGCCCAAAGUAGAAUCUAGAGACGGAGGGGAAUUCACUUGCCUGGCUCAGCACCUGAUGGGCUCCCAGCACAUCUCUUUGAGCCUCUCUGUGCAGAGUAGCCCCUCUUACUGUUGCUGUGUGUCUAUGAAGCAGGAGGGGUCCUGGCCCCUGUUCUUCACCCUGAUCAGGGGAGACCUCAUGGGGGCUUGCUUCCUUCUCACCUAUGGCCUCAGCUGGAUCUAAUACACCAGGUGAGCACACCUGCAUUUCUCCAUGGAAGCCCAUUGAUUGACUUCAAAUUUCUAGAGUUAGAAUUGAGGAAACUGACUCUGAUUUGAGACCCUGGUUUCUCUGCAUGUGUGGAGACCCCUAGCAGGGCAGGACUGAGCCCCGCUCCUUCUAAAGACAGGACUGAGGUGUGAACACGGAGCCCAGGGGAACAGACAGGGCCAUUAGGAUCGGCUUCUCCCUGGAAACACUCAGCCCACACCCAUUUCCCCUUGGAAGACAGGGCUCUGUGAACAGACAAAUGGCCCUAGUUAUCAGGUCAAAGAUAUCCUGGCACCGUGCCUGCUGGAGCAAUGUGGGUCCUAAUCCCAUGUAAGUGGUGUCUGUAUAAAAGAGAACAGAGACAGGUAUAGACAGAGGAAGGAGAGGCAGGUGACAAUGGAGGAAGACACAGCUGCAAGCCAAGGCAUGCCCAGGAUUGCUGGGAUCCAUUAGAAGUUAGGACAGAGGCAAGGCACAGUUUCUGUCUCUCAGAGCCUCAGACAGAAUCAACAUGGCCGAGAACCCGCUUCAAACUUCAAACCUCCAGAACUGUGAGACAAUAAAUUUCUGUUUUUGAAAGCCACCACUUUGUGGUACAGGCAGUCCCUGGGUGACAAACGUCCGACUGACAUAGAAUCAGUACUUAGGAACCAAGCCCGUGAAGACUAUUAUAUUAAAAUUAGAGGCAUGUACAAUGGUUAGUAAUAGGGUGCUAUUACAAAAGGGUGCUACUUUGCCAUGUGCAUCAAAACAUUAUUAUUGCUGUAUUAUGUAAAGAUGUUUUAGUGUAUCUGGAAGUGUUUCUUUAAUGUUUUUUAUGAACAGAAAAGGUACACUAUAUACUAAGACAAACAUUUGACUCAAUGAUGUUAGAUACGAACCAUACCUAAUUGUUCUGCCUUACAUACAAAUUUGACUUAAAGACAGAUUUAGGAAUGGAACUAGUUGGUAAUGCGGGACUGCCUGUAUUAUGUUAUGGCCGCCCUAGGAAACUGAGACAACUCCCAACUUUUCCCUGUUAGCUAAAACUUGUGUGGGCUAUUGUUGCAGUGUCUCCCCUUCCCCCAGCCCCUGGUAACCACUAAUAAACUUUUGCCUUUAUGCGUUUGCUUCUUCUAGGUAUUUCAUAUAAAUGGGCUCAUACAAUAUUUGUCCUUUUGUGCCUACUUAUUUCUAUCAGCAUGCUGUUUUCAAGGUUUAUCCAUGUUGUAACGUGUACUGAGGCUUCACUUCUCUCUAUGGUUGAGUAAAUAGUCCAUUGUAUGUAUGUUCCACAUUUUGUGUACCCAUUCAUCUCUCGGUAGACACUUGAGUUGUUUCCACUGUCAGGUGUUCUUAAUGUCUGUGCCUUGGGAGUCUCAGAACAUUUUUUUCUCCAUAUUCUAUCGGUCAGAGCAUCGCAACCAUGUCCAGAUUCAAGUGCAGGAGAAAGAAACUCCCUCUUGCAAUGGGACAAGCACUGUGUUUGUAUAGCGAGGAGUCGAAUUGUUUAGGGCCAUCUUUGGUGACUAGAUACCUCUUAUGGGUUGAAUUGUGUUCUCCAAAAAUAUGUAUUGUAAAUCCUAAUCUCUAUACCCAUGGCCAUAAUCUUAUUUGGAAAUGGAUUUUCUUUGUUAUGUUGAUAAGGCAGUGUUAGGGUAAUUGUGUGUCUUAAGUCAAUCUCUUUUGAGAUAUAAAAGAGUGCCUCAUCUUGGCUGGACAUAAUUCUCAGUGGUUUGGCUGUUAUGAUAUAGUUUGGUUUAUGUAAUGACGUAAUCACUUUCAUAAUGAGAUCUGCUAUGAGCAGCCAAUCAGUUGAAAGGGAGUUUCCAUGGGGACGUGGCCUACAUCCAAUAUGUAGGGACUUUCUAGCAAAGCUGACUGACUUUGGCUCUGCUCUGGAUACUGCAUUUGGCUCAUCAUCAUCUGACCUCCAGUUCUUGGAACUUGAGCCAGCAGUCUGCUGUCUUACCUGCUGAUCUUGGAUUUGUCAGCCCCUGAAACUAUGUGAAUUCCAAAGCCUCCAGCCUGACACCUGAAGCAUGGACUUGGAUCUAUAUAUUAAAUAUGUAUAUUUAAAGCUCUUAACCACUGCACCAAAGGACUCCGUGUGUGUGUAUAUAUAUAUGCCUAUAUAUAUAUUCCCCCCCCCGCCCACUGGUUUUGCUUCUCUAGAGAACGCAGCCUAAGACAAAGAGCCAAUUAGAGAAGAAGCAAAAAAGUAGUUGGGGGAAGAUUAAUGCCAUGUCACAUGAAAUCUCCAAGGAGCAAAGAAACAGGAGCUGAAAGGAGACAAGUACCUUCCCCCAGAGACAACAAAGACAGAAAGUCUUCCCCUAGAGCCACCAUUUUGAAUUUGGAGUUCCAUCCUCUGAAAAGAGAAAAUAAAUUUCUGUUUGUUAAAAGUUACCAAAUUAUGGUAUUUCUGUUAUAGCAGCACUAGAUAACUAAGACAUUACCAUAACCACUCACCUGUCUGAUUGUCAGGUGUCUCCUCAGCCAGAUAGGGAGAAUGGCCCCUCUCUGUCAGGGAUGUUGGGAGGAUGAAGCGGGACCUUGGCGCAAUGGUUCAGAGCUCAGCUGCUAACCAAAAGGCUGGCAGUUCAAAUCCACCAGCAGCUCCUUGGAAAUCCUACAGGGCAGUUCUACUCUGUCGUAUCGGGGCCCUUGAAGUCUGAAUUGACUUGAUAGCAACGGGUUUGGUUUUAGGUUUUGUGUAAAGGGAACCACAUAGCCUUCACCUUCCCUGACUGUGAACCUGAUGACAACAGCCUGAAGUUGUCCACAGGACAUUCCUGAGGUGGAUGGGAAGACAAGUUGAAGGAACACAGAGAAAAGACCAGACCAGUAACCUGGUCUGCCCCUCCCAGAUGCCCUCCUUCCAGAUGAACCUGAGUCCUGCCCAGUGAAUCUGACAUGUUAAUCCUCCUGGCUCAGGGCUGUUGUUGUUAGCUGCUGUUGAGUCAGGCCCCGACUCACGGAAACCCCACGCACAAUAGAACAAAAUGCUACCUGGUUGUGUGCCAUCCCCAUGAUUCAUUGCAGAUCAGACCCUCAUGAUCUACAGGGUUUUUAUUGGCUAAUUUUUGGAAGUAGGUUGCCAGGUCUUUCUUCCUAGUCCUUCUUAGUCUGAAAGCUCUGCUGAAACCUGUUUAGCAUUGUCAAAACACACAAGCCUCCACUGACAGGCAGUUGGCAGCUAUGCAUGAGGUGCAUUGGACAGGAAUUGAACCUAGGUCUCACACACAGAAGGCAAUGAUUCUACCACUGAAUCACCAAUGCCCACUAGGACUAGGGUUCUUUUUCUGUGCUAUCAUGCUCUUUUGCUGAAUUGUAAACAUUACCAAAGCCAAUGCUCAGUUCCUCAUCAGCACCAAGACAACUGCGAGGGAUCCCCAGGAACCAGGUUCUGCUCUGGAUUCAAUUCCUGGCCAAUACAGGAAUCGAUCUGUCUUUGGGGGCUUGUAUGUUGCUAUGAUGCUGAACCUUCUCAGCAGAGCUUCCAGGCUAAAAUGGACUAGGAACAAAUGUCUGGCAAUAUACUUCCAAAAAUCAGUCAUUGAAAACCUUAUGGAUCACAAUGGUCUAAUCUGCAGCUGAUCAUGGGGAUGGCACAGGACUGGGUAGCACUUUGUUCCAUUGUCCGUGGGGUCACUAUGAGUUGGGAGCUGACUCCAUGGCAGCUAACAACAGGAUAUGUCUUAGGCAGAUGGAGUGCCCCCUCUGGUCUCUACUCUGACCCCUGCUGGGGCACAGGUGGGGUUGAUUACAUAGGGAACCAGAGGAUUUGGUGGCUGGCUGAAGAUUCCCAGGACAUUGGGCAAGUGAGUGGGAUUAGAGACACAAUUCCUGAGGGCCCAGGAAUUCCCAGGACCUCAGGGUCACCUAUGGAAACUGCAUGCCUCAUGAUUGCCUGGGAGCCCUGACUAUGUCCACUCUGCCCAUCCCUCUGUGUGAACUCACUUCUCAGUCCAGAAAACCAAGAGCUCCACCCAGCUCCAGCCUGUGCUUCCCUUAUGACAGCUUCCUCCCCUAUGGCACCACAAUUGUCUCGUGGCUUCUCUGUCUUCCAGCCAGCUGCUGUUCUCAAAUACAAGGACUAGAACUGUCAGAGUCACCCUUUACUUCUAGCUCAAGGCAUAGCAUAGAUGCUGUGAAUUAAUUUUUCUCCUUCAUCUCAUGGGGGAGAAUUGAAAAUUCUUCCCACAAAUUAAUACAAAAACUUCUCCUCUCCCACUCCAGUGAGUCCUGGGGAGACAAAAGUUCAAUGAGGUGCAGAGAGUGGUGCAUGGGACACAGCACUGUGUGAUUUGGGCAAGUCAUUUCCCCACUUGGAACCUCAGUAACUUCUGCAAAUUGGAGCAGCGAGGCUAGAAGAACUCCAGCUUUGAUAGUCUGUUGUCUUAAGUUCCCUUUUGGGCCCAGUUACCCAUUAGAUAGUCUGUGGCUUCCCUAUGCUUCUCGUAACCACUCUUCUGUUUUUCUUUGCACUGGGGGCCGUGGGAAGCAGAAUGUCCACGGCCGAACUAUUGUGACCACAGAGAUGUGACCACACAACUGCCCUUGCUGAGAGAGUGAGCGGGCCAGGAGUGGGGCCCCUGUGGGGGUUGAGUGUCUUAGUUGUCUAGUGCUGCUGUAACAGGAAUACUGCAAGUGGGUGACUUUAAUGAGCAGGAAUUUAUUUUCUCACAGAAUAGGAGGCUAGAAGUUUGACAUCAGGGCAUAGGCUAGGGAAAAUCUCUUGUCUGUCUGCUCUGGGAGAAAAUCCUUGUCUCUUUCAGCUUUGUUUUCCUUGAUUCCUUGAUGAUCUCCACUUGGCAUCAAUCUUUCCCCACAUGUGCUUCCUUGCUUGUGUGUCUAAGGAGCCCUGGUGGCACAGUGGUUAAGCACUCCGUUGGUAACCAAAGGUCAUUGGUUUAAACCCAUCAGCCACCCCAGGGGCAAGAGAUGUGAUAGUCUGCUUCCGUAUAGAUUUAUAGCCCAAGAAAGCAUAUAUUGGUAGUUUUAUUCUGCCCUAGAGGGCCUCUAUGAAUCAGAACUGACUAGACAGCAAUAGGUUUUUAGUUGCCAUUACGGUGAGCUAGAAGCUCCUUCCAGAGGAGUAGGAAGUGGAGGAGGCCCAUAGUGGGGUUUUGUGCUUGCAAUGUUCCAUUUCCUGCAAGGUGUUCAUUUUGAGGAAAAUCACAAAAUGAUUUGGGCAAGUCGUUUGCCCACUCUGGACCUCAGUAUCUUCUUCUGCAAAUUGGAGAAGUGAAACUAGGAGAACUCCAGCUCUGAUGGUCUGUUGUCUUAAGUUCCAUUUUGGGCCCAGUUACCCAUUGGAGCUCAGUUUUCUGUAUGUUACAAUUCUUCCCCCAAAAUAUUUAAGGUCUGAGGAGGCUUCACCUGCUAUGACUACCACUACUUCCUCCCCAGCCCACCUAUAUGCAAAAAACCAAAGCAGUUGCUGUUGAGGGAAUUCUGAUUCAUGAUGACCAGACCCUUUUGUUCAGUGUAAAACUGUACUACAUAGGGUUUUCAGUCGGAGCUCUGGUGGCUCAGUUGUUAAACACUCAGUUGCUAAACAAAAUGCCCAAAGUUUGAACCCACCAGCUGUUCCAUGGGACAAAGAUGUGGCAGUCUGCUUCCGUAAAGAUUACAGGCUUGGAAACACUAUGGGGCAGCUCUACUCUGCCCUACAGGGUGGCUUUGAGUUGGAGUCAACUUGACAGCAACGGGUGAAUCUUAUAGACAUAGAUCACUAGAAUUUUCUUCCAAGGCACCUCUGGAUGAGUUAGAACUGCCCACCCUUUGGUUAGGAGCCACAUGCUUAAGUGUUUGGGCCCUCACCACAGAGUUAAAACUAAUAUCUCCAAAUGAAGAACACCAAGGUCACAUGAUAACUAAGAGCCCAAGAGACAGAAAGGGCCACAUGAACCAGAGACUUACAUCAUCCUGAGACCAGAAGAACUAGUUGGUGCCUGGCCACAACCGAUGACUGCCCUGACAGGGAGCACAACAGAGAACCCCUGAGGGAGCAGGAGAUCAGUGGGAUGCAGACACCAAAUUCUCACAAAAAGACCAGACUUAAUGGUCUGACUGACACUAGAGGAAUCCCGGCAGUCAUGGUCCCCAAGCCUUCUGUUGGCCCAGGACAGGAACCAUUCCCGAAGACAACUCAUCAGACAUGAAAGGGACUGGACAGUGGGUAGGAGAGAGAUGCUGAUGAAGAGUGAGCUAUUUGUAUCAGGUGGACACUUGAGACUAUGUUGGCAUCUCCUGUCUGGAGGGGGGAUGGGAGGGUAGAGAGGGUUGGAAGCUGGCAAAAUUGUCAUGAGAGACUGGAAGGGCUGACUCAUUAGGGGGAGAGCAAGUGGGAGUACGGAGUAAGGUGUAUAUAAACUUAUAUGUGACAGUUUGACUUGAUUUGUAAACGUUCACUUGAAGCUCAAUAAAAGUUAAUAAAAAAAAAAAAAACUCUAACAUCUCCAAAUUCAGAAGCACAUUUCUCCGCCCGCUGAAUCUGAACCAUGCCGAGGGGGACAAUCCCACAGUUGGCAAUCCUCUUGAGCUCUGGACUCCCAGGAAAGUAGGAUGUGCAGGAGCAAACCCUGGAUGCCAGGCAGUCCCUGUAGUGUUCUGGAGUAAUGACAAAUGUGGCCAGUGAGACUACAGGGGUGAUGGAGUCACUACUGGCACCCAGAUGGCUGAGACAAAGGGAAACCUGCCCUUUUCAAAAUCAUCCGCUUCACUUUUCCACUCUCUUUCCUACCAAGUCCUUUGUACAGAUUACCUCGGCUUCAGUUUUCAGGGCUUCCUAGGACCCAGGCUCUCUAUGCCUUUGGAAUUAACACAUGGAAGCCCCACUACCACAACCUGAGAGUCCGGAGAGUGUCCCCUCUGCCCUGUCCUCCUGAGAAUGAAAUUUGCAACCUGGGGGCAGUGACCCACCCCUGUAUCUCCCUCACACCUUCUGUCAUGGGGAGAUACAGAUGCCAGGAGAAAUUUUAUCUCCACUACGUGGUGACACCCCAAGGGCAACGUCCAAGUGGGUUGUUCAGAGAAGGGGUGCCCAUCAAGUGUAUACUGAGGGAGGGAGGUAGAGAGAGAGGGAGGGGAGGCUGCCUCCCUCAUCUACCAGGGCUGCCCCAUCUCUCAUGUGCCUGAUCUCAACUCCCAAGCCCCUCCUGGGCCCCACCCUGGUAGAAAUGACCUCCAAAAACCCUAGAGCAAGCAACUCAGUGGGAUCAGGCCAGAUGGGACCGAAUUUCACAUUGUAGACGUGCCACCCAAGGGGAAGAAGGUUGACAGUGAGGCAAGAGAUAGAGGCUGGUCCCUGCAUUGGAUGUGAACUUGGGCUAGUUUCUUGCCCUGUGUGGUGUCAGGGCCCCAGGAGAGGACACGUGAAGGUGAUGAUUGGUCUCCAAGGGCUGACUGGCCCUGACAAUGCCUGGGUCUGAGGUUCCUGCUCUGAGGAUGGUCACUGAUCAGCAGUCUUUCCUCACCCCCAUCUUCCUGUUGGGGCUUCCUCUAAAUCUUGCAGAUCUUAGUUCCCUAGAGACAAGCCAAGAGAAACAGACUUUCCCAGGGAGAGACUCUUUCUCCAACCUGGACAUGCUGCUGCUGCUGUUUCCCUUGCUCUGGGGGAUGGAGGGGACUGAAGGUCAGUCGUGUAAACCUUGGAGGGACUACAGGCUGCAAGUGAAGGGGCCAGUGAGGGUACAGGAGGGUCUGUGCAUCCUUGUGCCCUGCACUGUCUUCUACUCCGACAAACACCGGACUAACUCUGACUCAGCUUACGGUUACUGGUUCCGGAAAGGGGCCAAUAUAAACAAGGAUGCUCCAGUGGCCACAAACAAACAAGGUCAAAAGGUGCAAGAGGAGACCCAGGGUCGAUUCCACCUCCUUGGAGACCCCAGGAACUGCAACUGCUCCUUGGAUAUCAGAGACGCCAGGGUGCAGGACUCAGGGUCAUACUUUUUUCGGGCUGUGAUAGGAAAUAUAAAGUACAGUUUUCAAUCGGACAAGCUCUCUGUGCAUGUGACAGCCCUCACCCAGACCCCCAACAUCCAGAUCCUGGGGAACCUGGAGUCCGGCCGCCCCAGGAUCCUGAACUGCACUGUGCCCUGGGCUUGUGAGCGGGGAACCCCCCCCAUCUUUUCAUGGAUGGGGGCCUCCAUCUCCCCCAGGGACCCCAUGAUCCCUUACUCCUCAGUGCUCAUCCUCACCCCACAGCCUCAGGACCACGGCACCAACCUCACCUGCCAGGUGACCUUCCCUGGAGCAGGUGUGACCACGAAGAGGACCAUCCAGCUCAACGUGUCCUACCCUCCACUGAACAUGACCAUAACUGUCUUCCGAGGAAAUGGCACAGAAUCCACUGUCAUAGGGAACGGUUCAUCACUACAUGUCCAGGAGGGCCAGUACCUACGACUGGCCUGUGUCGCCAGCAGUAACCCCUCUGCCAGGUUUAGCUGGACCCGGGAGAGCCUAAUCCUGAGUCCCUCCCAGCCCUUGAACCCUGGGGUCUUGGAGCUGCCGUGUAUCCACGUCACGGAUGAAGGAGAAUUCACCUGCCAAGCUCAGCACCCUCUUGGCUCCCAGUACACCUCUCUCAGCCUUAUCCUGCAGAGGGAAGCGUGGUUUGAAUCUGGAGUGGUGCUGGGGGCAGUCGGGGGAGCCGGUGCCACAGCCCUGGUCUUACUCUCCUUCUUCCUCAUCUUCAACAAAGUGAGGUCCUGCAGGAAGAGAGCGGCAAGGCCGGCAGAGGACAUGGAGGACACAGACACGGAGUAUGCAAACACAGUGUUGGGGAGGGCCUCUCAGGGUGUCCUGAUUGAAUUCCGGGAAAACAGCCCCCCAGACCACCUUCCCCCUGCUGUGGCCACCCCCUCCUCAGGGGAGGAAGAAGAGCUCCAUUAUGCUUCCCUCAAAUUUGAAUGAGAAGAAAACUGAGCAGGAAGCUACCAGCAAUGAGUACUUUGACAUCAAAAUCCACCAGUGAGAAAUUGGAGAGACCCAGCCCUGGCUUGAGGGAUCACAGCCCUAUUGGGGCAAGGAGAGGGCAGGGGCUGAUUCCUGUAGCCCUCAAAGUCCUCUAAGUGUUAACCUAUACAUUCAGUGGAAAGAACAUAGGCUUUAGAAUCACAGAGCUUCAAGUUUGAAUAUAAUCCCACUUAAAUGAAGUUCAAGGACAGACAAAAUUAAUUUAUGGGGACAGUAGCUGCCUCUCUUUGGGGGAACUAGGAUUAACUUCAAGAAGACAUGAGGAAAUUUUCCGGGGUGCUGGAUAUGUUCUAUCUCUUGAUUGGGAUUGUGGUUUCAUGGGUGUAUGCUUUUACCAAAACUCAUUGAAUUAUGUGUGUAAAACUUAUGCAUUUCACUGUAUAUAAAUUUGCCUUCAAUGAAAAAAGUAAAAAAAAGGGAAAGGUUUUGGAUAAAACACAGUAGCUAUGAA
Messenger RNA from Loxodonta africana (African savanna elephant), 12167 nucleotides. RefSeq names its product sialic acid-binding Ig-like lectin 13. Gene Ontology annotation, cellular component: plasma membrane. Gene Ontology annotation, biological process: cell adhesion. The record is from RefSeq and is a predicted model, not a curated record. Gene Ontology annotation, molecular function: sialic acid binding. The transcript is spliced from 9 exons. The coding region runs from base 10157 to 11653 and encodes 498 amino acids. NCBI's taxonomy places the organism in Eukaryota, Metazoa, Chordata, Mammalia, Proboscidea, Elephantidae.